Messenger RNA from Ruditapes philippinarum (Manila clam), 990 nucleotides. RefSeq names its product alpha-(1,6)-fucosyltransferase-like. Lineage: Eukaryota; Metazoa; Mollusca; Bivalvia; Venerida; Veneridae. Bases 86 to 736 code for a protein of 216 amino acids. The transcript is spliced from 7 exons. Gene Ontology annotation, biological process: protein N-linked glycosylation. The record is from RefSeq and is a predicted model, not a curated record. Gene Ontology annotation, molecular function: alpha-(1->6)-fucosyltransferase activity.
AGUUGUUUAACCUUUGAGGAUAUCCGCGAACGGAAAUUAUAAAUGGAGCCAAGGACAGUGUCUUCUGUAACUAUUUCAUUUAAGGAUGGGAAUCAACAAAUAUACAGCAGUGAUUUCUGUUUUGACUGUCGUUGUCAUAUUUCUGACUUUGUGGUCAAACAAAACUAUUGUUGUAAAAUUGGGAUUUGUGUCACAGAUAAAUAACAAAUCACUUGGGUACAGACGUGCAACUGGUCCGUAUAAUAACUUAACUUCAGAAAAACAAGACUUACAUAAUGAACAGCUACAACUGCUAGGAAAUCUGGUGCAGCAACUUAUACACAGGAAUCAGAACCCAAAUAAUUGUGAGAACAGAAAAAAGAUUGUUUGCAAUUUUAUUCGUAAUGCUGGUUUCGGGAGCCAAAUGUUUGACUGGACAUUUUGUCUUAUUGUAGCAUUAGCUACAAAUCGGACACUUGUCAUUAAAUCAAAAGGCUGGCCAUAUACAAAAGAUGGAAUGGAGCAAUUAUUUCUCCCAGUCAGUACAAACUGCAUGCUGACACACAAUCAAAGCACAGUUCAAGAAAAUGAUUUAAGAAAAAUAAAGUAUGAAAAAGAGGAAGCGAUUACGAUCCCACGUGCCCAUAAAAUGAAUUUACGUUCCUUGUACCUGCCAAUUGUGAUACCAGAUGACGUUACUAAAAAAAUAACGAGAGUGCAUUCGAAUCCCGCCGGUUGGUUAGUUGGACAUUCUUAGUUUAUCUUACUAGGCAGAAAAAACACAUUAAAGCGAUUUAUUGAUGACAAAAGAAAGAGAAUUCGAUUUUCUCACCCUAUAGUUGGUGUCCACGUUCGAAGAACGGAUAAACGUAAGGAAGCCAAAUAUCACUUUUUGCAUGAAUAUAUGAGCCACGUAGGAACCUGGUACGACUCCUACGAGAAAAGACACGGUAAGGUUAAGCGAAGAGUUUAUCUAGCUACCGACGAACCCAUGGUUAUAAGAAAAGCAAA